CUUCUGCUGCUCACCUUCAUUGCUGAACAUGGAAUGUUGGAGGAGCGUGUCGUUAUUAGCGCUGUUUUGAUUUGAGAAAGCAAGCAAGCAAGAUAUACUUGACUCAACUAAAGAAACAAGUGCAACAAUGUUUCAGAGCCAAACUCCCACAUGGUCAAACAUGCCGAAGACCUAUGGGCUCACUGGUCCUAUCAGCGAGGAUCUACCUGAAGAGGAAAACUUGAUCCAGACCAGAAAACUGUUAGACACUAUGAAAUCCUACAAUGUAUAUGAAAACAACUUAGAAUUUGAGCACAGAGAAAGGGUUUUCAGAAGACUGGAGUCCCUCUUUAGGGAUUGGCUCAAAGAAAUAUGCAUAGAAAUGAACGUACCUGAAGUGGUUACAGAAAAAGUUGGAGGCAAGAUCUUCCCAUUUGGCUCGUAUCAUCUGGGAGUUCACUCAAAGGGUGCUGAUAUUGAUGCUCUGUGUGUCGGACCUGGAUUCCUUGAGAGAAAAGCCUUCUUCACGUCCUUCUUUGCAAAGCUGAAAGCUCAGAAGGAGGUCAAAGACAUACAGGCCAUCGAAGAGGCUUACGUCCCGGUCAUCACACUGUCCUGGGAAGGGAUACAGAUUGACUUAGUCUUCGCUCUGCUGUCUCGGAGGAGCGUUCCUGAUAACCUUGACCUUCUCAAUAACAGCAUAGUGAAGGACAUAGAUAUACGCUGUGUCAGAAGCUUCAACGGCUACAGAGUUACAGAACAGAUUCUCAGGCUGGUACCCAAUGUUCUCAACUUCAGGGUUGCUUUAAGAGCCAUCAAACUAUGGGCCAAACAGCGUAACAUUUACUCCAACAAGCUGGGUUUCUUGGGCGGUGUAUCGUGGGCCAUAAUGGUAGCCAGGAUUUGUCAGGUGUACCCAAAUGCUACCACUUCUACCCUGGUGAUAAAAUUCUUCAAGAUCUUCUCCAUGUGGGUGUGGCCGAUCCCAAUCCGCUUGAUAGAAGUAGAAAAAUGCAACUACAACCUUCCUUUUUGGGAUCCCAAGGUCAAUCAAAGUGACCGCUGUCACCUGAUGCCCAUCAUCACCCCAGCGUACCCGCAGCAGAACACCUCAGUUAACGUUUCUCGGUCCACGCUCGCCAUCUUGAAUGAGGAGAUUCAUCGAGGUCACGCCAUCUGCCAGGAAAUAGAGCAGAAAAAAGCAAAGUGGUCUGAACUCUUUGAACAAACAGACUUUUUCCAGAAGUACCAGCACUACGCUGUGUUGGAAGCAUCUUAUACUACAGAAGAGAAGUGUCUCGAAUGGGUUGGCCUCGUGGAGUCGAAAAUCAGAUUACUGGUGUCAACUUUGGAGAGAAAUGAGCUGGUCUCCUUGGCCCAUGUUCACCCACACGCCUUUCCUGGGCACAGAAAAGCGAAUAAAAAAGAUGGACCGAGCACAAUGUGGCUCAUUGGACUUGUCUUAAAUGUGAAAGACUCUGAAAGAUGUCAAAUAAAUCUAGAAUGCAGCUUCGAAACCUUCACUAAUAUCGUCAACAGCCUGGCCAGGAGCUCUGACAUAUAUGAUGAAGGGAUGUCCUUAUCAGUCGCAUGCCUAAGGAGGGAAGACCUCAUUUAUGAGCCACAGCAGAGAGCUCCCCAACCCUCUGAAACACUGCCGCCUUGUCACGUCUCACCUGUCAGCGCUGACAAACAGGGCACGAAAAAGAGAGAACUACUCCAUAGAUCUGAGACACCAUCCAAAAAAAUCAAAGAUGACAAGAGUCUGCCCGUGGACCAGCUGUCCAACGUCACUGGACCUUCUGCAUUUGCGAAACCCGCCGUCAGCCUUACAGCCCCCAGGCAGACCACUUAAUUGCCACCGGUUGAAUCGCUUUCUGCUUGCAAAAUAAAUACAUAAAAAUAAAAUACUCCAUCU
This is a messenger RNA of Oreochromis aureus, 1897 nucleotides long. Its product is annotated as poly(A) polymerase type 3-like. Gene Ontology annotation, cellular component: nucleus. The record is from RefSeq and is a predicted model, not a curated record. Gene Ontology annotation, molecular function: poly(A) RNA polymerase activity; RNA binding. Lineage: Eukaryota; Metazoa; Chordata; Actinopteri; Cichliformes; Cichlidae. Bases 128 to 1834 code for a protein of 568 amino acids. The transcript has 18 exons.